Eublepharis macularius is the source of this 671-nucleotide messenger RNA. RefSeq names its product prolyl-tRNA synthetase associated domain-containing protein 1-like. The transcript has 2 exons. NCBI's taxonomy places the organism in Eukaryota, Metazoa, Chordata, Lepidosauria, Squamata, Eublepharidae. Gene Ontology annotation, molecular function: aminoacyl-tRNA deacylase activity. The record is from RefSeq and is a predicted model, not a curated record. Bases 108 to 623 code for a protein of 171 amino acids.
CCUGCGGAAGCAAGCGCACUGCCGGCUUCCUCGUAGACUGUCGCCGUGGCAAGAGGGCUCUGGCUCGGAAGGCCUGCGGCGGCGAGUCGACAGUCUAGUCGCCGGCCAUGACGGAGCAGCUUCGAGCGGCGCUGGACGAGCACCUGCGCGGCCUGGGCAUCGAAGCGCUCUGCGUGGAACACCCCGAAGUGUUCACAGUUAAAGAGAUGAUGCCUCACGUUCAGCACUUGAAAGGAGCACACUCCAAAAACCUUUUCCUUAAAGACAAGAAGAAAAAAGGAUUAUGGUUAGUGACAGCUCUACAUGACAGGCAAAUCAGUUUAAAUGACUUGGCAAAGAAACUGGGUAUUGGCAGUGGAAACUUGCGCUUUGCUGAUGAAGCAGCCUUGUUGGAGAAGCUGAAAGUUGGCCCAGGUUGCGCAACACCUUUAGCUCUCUUCUGUGACUCAGGAGAGGUGAAGUUUGUGUUGGAUGCUGCCCUUGUGGAAGGUGGUCAUGAGAGGUUGUAUUUUCAUCCAAUGACAAAUUCAGCAACCAUGGGGCUACGCCCAGAUGACUUUCUAAAAUUUCUUAAGUCUACAGGCCAUGAGCCUAUACUUGUCCAUUUUGAUGAUGUAGCAUGAUACCACUUUUGUAUUUUAGGCAUAGCAAAUGACAGUGUACCCAACAAA